Molecule: messenger RNA, 1364 nt
Organism: Onthophagus taurus
Lineage: Eukaryota; Metazoa; Arthropoda; Insecta; Coleoptera; Scarabaeidae
Product: protein bunched, class 1/class 3/D/E isoforms
Biological process (GO): regulation of transcription by RNA polymerase II; negative regulation of apoptotic process; positive regulation of cell population proliferation
Cellular component (GO): nucleus; cytosol
Source: RefSeq, a predicted model, not a curated record
GAGGCAACAGCUCAUGCGUAGUACGUUUCAGCUAAAACCAGCAAUAUAACGCGUCCACCGGGCGGUUUUGCCAGUUCUGUCGUGGUUUUAGCCAAUGUACGAUCGAUUAUAAAACCUCUACAACACAAGUUCUGACUGUUUUUCAAAGUUACAAACUUGCGAUUCAAUAAUUUUUUUAAAUUAUUUUUGUUCGUUAAAUUUUUUUGCAUCAAUCAAGAUGUCAAGCGUACUUCUCGAACAAAUUCAUCAAAGUUACACUCAACUCAUGCAACCUGAAGUUCUUAGAAAGAUCAUAAUUAAAUAUCUUAAUGUCACUACUUGCUCCAGUCCAAUUAUUGAUCACAAAAUUGAACAAGCAAUGGAUCUUGUUAAGAACCACCUGAUGAACACGUGGAGGGCGGAAGUGGAGAUCCUGCGUUCCCGUAUCGUUGAGUUGACGGAGCGCAUCCAACAAUUAGAGCUGGAGAACAAUUUCCUGCGGGCAAACGCUACACCGGAAGUGCUAAACGCACUUUAUGAGCAACAACAGCAACAACAACAAUUGAUUUUGCAAAAAACAAAGGACGAAAUCGCCUCCGACGAGGAUUGAGCCCUUUUCUAUUUUAAAAAUAAUUAAUAAAAAAGAAAAUAACCGCGAUAAUCUUAUUAACGAUUACGUUAACGAAUAUUUAAAUUGCUUAGACUGAUUAUUUAUGUGUAGGUGACGUUUUUGUGUAAUUUCAAAAAAAAAUCACCUACUUGAUGCAUGCAAAGUUACUUAAUUACUUAAAGAAUUUGUAAAUCCAACGUUUAUAAAUUCGAUAUUUGUUAAUUUGAUAUUUUAUCUAUCCAACUACAGGGUGUCCCUUUUUAAACUAAUGAUUGUUGCGUUAGUUUUUUCGUCAAGCAUCUAUUUUAUAUUAAAAGAAAAUAGUAUCAGACAUAUCGACGCUCAAAUACGUUUUGAUAUGAACUCAUAGUGAUAAAGUUAGUAUCGGUGCUAAAAGUUAACAAAAGAAAAUUAAAAAAAAUUGUUUGAUGGUAUGUUUGUGAUAGAAUCGAUAAGGUCUGAUACGAUUUGUUCCUGAACGUAUUUCGGGUCCGGUGCAUUUUACCGAAAAUACACUUUAUCGAAAAUGAAGUUCAAAUCGUAACCGAACGUCAUUUUUGAUACAAAGAACUUUCGAUAAUUUACUAUUCGAUCCAGUAUUUCCAAUAGAUCUGACAUAGGCAAGGAACGAUUGUGUAAAGAAAAAAAAAAGAAAAUUGCUUUAGUGUAGAGACUAACAUAAAAAGGCUGUGCUGAAAUUAUUAUAGUUUGUAUACUCAGAGACGUGUGAUUGCUAACAUUAUAACAUAGUGAAGUUGAGUUUCGGAAAGAAAAA